CCCCCUGCUCUCCAUGCGUCCGAGCACAGCACCCGCGCUGCACUCCUCUAGGAUUCCGAGCCACCAUUCCACAAGAAUGCAUCUUUGCGCCCAGUAGCUUCCCCGUCCUUGUCCGAGGGGGGAGUCAUGGAGGAGGGCAGCGGCGGCGGGGAGGGGAGCACGGGCGGGGGGAGGUUCCCGAUACUGCAGGCGGGCCGGGACCCCGAGUCCAACUGGGAGGUGGACGUCGCCAAGAGCCUCGAGGAGUACCUCCUCAAGAUCUGCUCAGGCGAGAUCUCCGGCGAAGACUUCAACUUCGCCGAAGCGGCGCUAUUGCUCCAAGGAUCGGUUCAAGUUUACAGCCGCAAGGUGGAGUACUUGUACUCGUUGGUGCUACAUGCACUGGAAUUUCUAUCGCAAAAUAAGCCAGAUCGACAAGAAAAGGGUUCUGCUGAAGCUAAUGAAAAUGACCCUAGCACUACUCCCAACAAAGAAGAUGAUAUGUUUCUGGGUUUGGAUGAUGUCCCAGCGGAAACAAGGACCACUUUGGAUAAUAAUCUUGACCGGGAUGACUUGCGAAGAAAAAUUGUGAGGCCACCAGCAAAUUUAUUGGUGUUCGAAGGAGACUGUGUCGAUAGCGAAGCCAGUGAGCUGGAUUCGUAUUUGUUAGCAACAUGUGGUUUCUAUGGAGAUUUCGUCCUGCUGGAUCCUUGUGAUGCACCAGCUGUUUUUGCCUUCCUGCAAGGAAAAAAAUCAUGCAAAGAAGAUAUUCUGCCUCAUAGAGGUGGCUCAGCACCAUCUAAAGCCCGACACAAAGCCUUCACUUCCCCAAAUGCAAGAUCAGGGGGUACUGCUCGUAGAAAAACUCCUGGUGAAGUCCUGGGAAAUGCAGUUCAACCGGAGAUUGAAAAACCUCAAGAAAUGAAUCCAGGUAAAAGUCCAGCGAAAGACUGGAGUGAUCAUCCUGGUGACCUUACUCCUGAUCCCAGCAUGUCCCAGCCAGAUUAUGUAGACCCUGGAUCCCCAGAUCCUGGGGAUGAUUCCGAUGACGAGGAUCCUUAUAAAUCUUUGGAUCCACAUGAACCUGGCAACCUAAAGAUCAAUAAGAGAGGUAUUGGAAACUGUUGUUUCCCAGAAAAGGAUGUUUUAUUUCCUUAUAUAUUAUGUUCACUAACUAUAUAUUGAAUCUCCUUUCUUGAUCUGAUUGGAACAGUAAAAUGUUUUUCAAGGCAAGUUAUUGGCGCUCCUGAGAAGAAAACUCUUGCAUAUGUAUUUCCUGUUGCAAGGGUGGACAAUGUUGUUAGUCCCGAGCUAACAAAAUAUUUUGCAGUACAUAUUUCUCAGCAGGAAAAACUCGAUGUCUCCCAAUCAGUUUAUGAAACGGUGCUCAUCAUUGUUGCAAAAAUGUUUAUUUUAUUAUUAUGCAUGUUAGAUAUUUUCAAGGUAGUAACUUGUUGCAACACUUCCAUAUUGCAGCUUAGGAUGUCAUUUGAAACUGGUGACGAAAAGUGUGAAACAGUUGGAGAUCCAAAGGAUGACAAUCAUCCCAAUCCUAGUGUGCAUUAUUUCAGUGACGAUGAUGAGCCAGACAUCCCAAAUGAUCCAGAUGUUCCAUAUCCAGAUGAUGAGCCUGACAUCCCAAAUGAGCCUGCAGUCAAUAAGAGUGAUGAUGAGGGUCGAGUUACACAGCGGAGAUUGGUUGAACAUAAAAGACUUGCGGAUUUAUGUCAGUCGCAUCUGGUAAGUCGUAAGUACCAGUAAAAGCUCCAUUCUCUUUCAAAUUCGUUAGAUGUGCGAACUUUAUUUUUUCUCUACAUGUUUGCAAGCAAAUUUUUUUGUUUUUGUUUUUGCAUUACAAGCAACUUGGUGCCAUGCAAGUUGCCAAAAUAUAUAGCGUGGCCAGGUUAGCCAGUGUGAAGCUGUUUGGAAUAGCAUGUUAGGGCUCAGCUCACAUACUAAAUUGCACAGAUAUGGUGAUACGGAUACAGACACUGCGGUACCUUGCUACUUCGAUUUUUCAAAAACGCCGAUAGGGGAUGCAUU
Molecule: messenger RNA, 2022 nt
Organism: Triticum aestivum (bread wheat)
Lineage: Eukaryota; Viridiplantae; Streptophyta; Magnoliopsida; Poales; Poaceae
Product: condensin-2 complex subunit H2-like
Exons: 6
Coding region: 127-1164 (345 amino acids)
Biological process (GO): meiotic chromosome condensation; mitotic sister chromatid separation
Cellular component (GO): condensin complex; nucleus
Molecular function (GO): chromatin binding
Source: RefSeq, a predicted model, not a curated record